UGUAAUUUAAGCGUAUAUUGCACCUGUUCUCAACCGCAUGCAUUGGGGGUUAAUCAGUUGUAAUACCUAUUAUACAACAAUAAAGAUAGUGUGACUCAAUAAUAAUAUAAUAUAUUAUUGUUGUUCACUGUUGUUGACAUUUUAGAAUAAUUCAGAGUUGUAUCGUCUGUUCAUUUUUUUCUUGUUUUUAAAGUAGAAACACAGAAUAAUUUCAAAACGGCUUUUUUUUAUGUUGUUGUUCCAUAAAUCUUCUGUAUAUAGAUUAUUAAUUUUUUUAGUAAAUAAAAUGUGACGGUUCCGCGUUUUGUUGUGUUAAUAUUAUUGACAACAGUCUUACUUGGUAUAUUAUUAUAGUACAAUAAUAAUAUUAGGUAAUUUUUUUCUACGGAGAUGUUGGCGAAGAAGAACGGACGUGGAGAAUCGACUGUUAACAGUAGUAAUUACUCAUAAACCGGGUAAUUCACAGCGAUGUCAUGGAAUUUUGCAAAUAUUUGCUGCUCACGAUAUUCAUGUUUCAAAUGGUUUCAGUUGGAGCACGACAAGCAUUUGAUUUCCUCGGUUUUAUGUGGGGAUCGGUUUUAGCUAAUUUCUUUGAGCUUUUGUUCAUCAUAUUUGGCAUUUUCGGUGUUAUACAAUCGGACGUUUUAUAUCUCUUAUCGUAUUCAGCAUGGAGUAUCGUUUGGUGUAUUUGGAACGUAUUCGUAGUGAUGUAUUACUUGGAUUUCAAGAUUGCCAGUUACGAUGUGAUGAGUCUCGGUGCAGAAAGCGUCAGCUGGUGGGAGUCUAAUGGCCCCGGCUGUAAAAUAUUUUUUUAUCCUAAUCAUACCGGUAUCGAAGAAGACGCCAUCAAACCUAUUCGGCCAGAUUUGAUCACUGGAUGUGUUGUGGACUAUCAAAAAGUUGAAACUCUUCAAGCGUCCUUACAAAUUCUUUUAGCUAUUUGUGGUAUUUUGUGCAGUUUAUAUGUUAGUUGCUGUUCGAAGACCAGAGACGAUGGAAUUUACUAUAAGAGCAAACAGCAAAGCACUAUUACGCCAAUUUACUCGAUUGAAUAUAGCUCACGGAGGGGAGACGAAAUUGACGUGAUCAGUACCAAUACCGAAAGCGAUGAAGGGGAUUUAGAUGCUCAAAAUUCUCACAACAAACCCAUGACCCCUAGAAGGGUAAAACGAAGAAGUGUAACGUCACGAGGAACACUUCCUCCUCCUCAUCAAGCUCCGCCGCCAUACCUUAGACGACAGUCGAGUUCAAAUUACUCUAGCCGCAGACAUAAGAAUCCGGUUUCUAGACUUAUACAACAACAGUAUUCUAAUAAUGGUUUGAACGAUUCGUCAACAUCGAAUGAUUCCACCCAUCCUUUGUAUCCCGAAUGCCGGGUACAAUUAAGGAACGUCAACAGGGGUAUUGUUAAUCCAGCGUUGGACACAGAGUCAGAAAGGCCAACAUCGGCUCGUUCGACUUAUUCAAAUUUUCAUGGAGCUCGCGGACGACCCAGGCAAGUGCCUACUCAUUCGACUUUUUUCGCUCCGUCAGAACAGCCACCUCCUGCGUAUCGAAGUAACGUUUCGGUCAAUUCUGAAACGGUUAUUUGAGAACAAUCAUUUUAAUAAUACUACUUAUAUAGUUAAGUAGAUGCAAUUUUCAGAUCUCAUUUUUUAUCUAGAAUAGUAUCAAUGUGCCCAAUAAAUAACUUAUAUUGUUUGACCAAAUUGAUAACUUUAUUCUAACGUUUUCAGUAUUAAAAAAAAAAAAAAAAACCAAUUAGGAAAUAAUCUUUUUUGUAUUAUUACGAUAUAUCUUAUAUCACGGAAGUAAUAUCAAAGAUGAAUUUAAAUUGGAAUUUUUUUUUUUUUUUGUAAUCUAGUACCUUAAUUUAUUUUAAGUUUUAAACAAAUAUUUGAUUUAGUAAUACUUGCAAAAAUAAUAAAAUUUGCCAAUGUAUUAUACUAUGUGUAAUAACUGUAAAUAAUAAAUGUAAAAUAGAAUUUUUUUUUUUGUUUUAUACCAAUGACAAUAUUGUACUC
Messenger RNA from Adelges cooleyi (spruce gall adelgid), 2024 nucleotides. It is a transcript of the gene NKAIN, whose product is annotated as sodium/potassium-transporting ATPase subunit beta-1-interacting protein. Lineage: Eukaryota; Metazoa; Arthropoda; Insecta; Hemiptera; Adelgidae. Gene Ontology annotation, biological process: regulation of sodium ion transport. Bases 474 to 1592 code for a protein of 372 amino acids. The transcript has 8 exons. The record is from RefSeq and is a predicted model, not a curated record.